This is a messenger RNA of Xiphias gladius (swordfish), 2953 nucleotides long. RefSeq names its product BRF1 RNA polymerase III transcription initiation factor subunit a (gene brf1a). Lineage: Eukaryota; Metazoa; Chordata; Actinopteri; Istiophoriformes; Xiphiidae. The record is from RefSeq and is a predicted model, not a curated record. Gene Ontology annotation, cellular component: nucleus; transcription preinitiation complex; transcription factor TFIIIB complex. The transcript has 19 exons. Gene Ontology annotation, molecular function: TBP-class protein binding; RNA polymerase III general transcription initiation factor activity; RNA polymerase III type 3 promoter sequence-specific DNA binding. Gene Ontology annotation, biological process: transcription preinitiation complex assembly; transcription by RNA polymerase III; DNA-templated transcription initiation. The coding region runs from base 321 to 2402 and encodes 693 amino acids.
CCGUGUGCCCUCCCCCCGGCAUCAAACGCACGUGUUGGGUGUGUUGUGCGGAGGGCUGCGCCGAUAUCACGGCGCUUAGCGGACCUCCGAGGCUUGUCCUGCCGCUGUUUGCGCUCCGCGGGGGCCACAACGAGACAAGCGUCGCAGUCACUGAAAAAUACGGAGCUGUUGGGAGGAAAGAACCGAGACCGUCUUCGGUGUGCGGUGCGGUGAGCGGCUGCAGGGCUGCUACUGUCGGACUUCACCGGACCGAAGGUUUUGAUUUCAGGCCCGACCCUCCGUCUUUCCGCGUCACGCUUCGAGGCUUCCCGAGCGGCGCCAUGAGCUCCAAGGUGUGCAAGAACUGCGGCGGCUCGGACAUCGACGUGGACCAGGCGCGCGGCGAUGCAGUCUGCAUGGGCUGCGGCUCCGUGCUGGAGGACAACAUCAUCGUGUCCGAGGUGGAGUUUGUGGAGACGGGAGGCGGCGGGUCGCUGGCUGUCGGGCAGUUUGUCUCCGCAGAAGCUGGAGCCAAACAUCCCUCUUUUGGAGAUGCACACCUCACGGGGAGGGAGUCCCGGGCUCAGACGCUGCAGAAAGCCAAACAGCACAUCAACACUCUGGGUCACCAGCUGCAGAUGAACCAGCACUGCUUGGACACGGCCUACAAUUUCUACAAGAUGGCGCUCAUCAAACACCUGACCCGCGGCCGCAAGGCCUCCCACGUCAUCGCCGCCUGCCUCUACCUGGUCUGCCGCACAGAGGGAACGCCACACAUGCUGCUGGAUCUCAGUGAUCUCCUGCAGGUGAACGUCUACGUCCUGGGAAAAACCUUUCUUGUCCUGGCCAGAGAACUGUGCAUCAAUGCCCCGGCUAUAGACCCGUGCCUGUAUAUUCCCCGUUUCGCCCAGCUGCUGGAGUUUGGUGAGAAGAACCACGACGUCUCCAUGACGGCGAUGAGACUGGUGCAGAGGAUGAAGAGGGACUGGAUGCACACGGGACGAAGGCCGUCGGGACUCUGCGGAGCAGCUCUUCUGGUCGCCGCUCGUAUGCACGAGUUUCGCCGCACCAUCAAAGAAAUUGUCAGCGUGGUGAAAGUGUGUGAAAGCACGCUAAGAAAAAGACUGAUAGAGUUUGAGGACACGCCCACCAGUCAGCUGACCAUCGAGGAGUUCAUGAAGAUAGACCUGGACCAGGAGUGUGACCCGCCUUGCUUUACAGCCGGACUGAGGAAGAAGAAAGCCCACGAGCUGGAGAUGGAGCUGAAGAAAAAGAUGGAUGACGUUGAAGAUGAAAUUCACGGCUACGAGGAUGAAAUAGACGCAGAGCUCCAGAGCAGCAGACCCAAACUGAGGGGAGUGUACGCGGCUUACGUUAAAGAAGACUGUGAAAAUGACAACGACGGCACCCUCACCACAUCGUCUAAAAUGGAAGACGAUGAGGAACCAGAAGAGGUGGACGAGCUUCAGGCCGUGGCCAAGCACUUUGGCAAAGACCUCGGCGAGCUCACGCUGGAGGCUCUGAUAAAGCUGGAGCAGAAGAGAUCAGGGGAGGAGGAGGAGGAGGAGGAGGAGGAGAACCAGGAGGGGGAUGUUCCACAGAGAAAAGGCCCAUCGCUGGAGUCCAUCCUGGGUACUAUGCCCUCAGCAGCCACUUUGGGUCUCUCCGAGUCCAUCAACAACUGCAUUGGAGACGAGAAGGAGAACGAUGGUGCCGCUGACAGCGGGGAGCUGGACCUGAGUGGGAUAGAUGACAGCGAGAUUGAGCUGUAUCUGCUGGAUGACAGAGAAGUCAAAAUCAAGACGGCGCUCUGGAUGGCGGAGAACUCAGACUACCUCAAAGAGCAGAAAGAAAAGGAGGCGAAGAUAGCGAAGGAGAAAGAGCUCGGGAUCUACAAAGAAAAGAAGCCAAGAGGCCCUGUGAAGAGGCGUCCCCCGAUCCGAGCCAGUACCGCUGACGAGGCCAUCGAGAAGAUGCUGGAGCAGAAGAAGAUCUCCUCCAAGAUCAACUACGAUGUCCUGAAGGACCUCAACAUCAAACCCGGCGCCAGCCCAUCUCGCAAACCCGAGUCGCCGAAGAAGGAACUGUCUGCCACCACGCUGACUGGGCGCAACCGCAAACCAAUACGAGCAGGACUGAGCCUCAGCACCCCACUCAGCACCCUGGGAAAAAGGCUGCAGCCGUUCAUCACCGGACAGCCCAACAAGAAGCUGGCUGUGGAGCAGGUUGCCAACUCCAACCCCCUGCCGGAGCCGGCGGGAGCCCCCGCCAGCGGAGUGUUGGUGGAGAGCGGGCCGGUCGUCUACGACGAUGCGGCUGCUGAUGAGGAGGAGGAAGAGGAAGAGGAGACUUGUGUCAGCGCCAUGGAGCUGAUGGGCAGCAACGAUUACGGCUGCGACGGAGAUUACGACGAUGGAUUCUAGCAGCGGCCUCCCCGGGUUACUAUCCCCUCCUGGAAUGGACAACUUUGAAUCCCUAACUGUGUCAAAUGUUUACUGCCGGGGACACGAAAUGGCCGCGGCUGCAGCUCGGCGCCGCGAUGCCAAGAGGAACGAGGAAUUCCCGUCAGGAGCAAAAGGGACAGGUGUGCGAGAAAACAGGAGAUGAUGGGGGGAAAAAAAAAACAAAGCAAAUCACACUACCUGUCCCAUUUGCCAUCCCUUCUGGACUAAGCUGAGGACGCACCGCUCGGACGCUGACAGAGGUGGUAAAGUGGAAAUGAGGGCUGCGUAUGGUCACAGGCAGACUGUAGUGACCUGCUGCAGAAUCAAAGGCACGAAGUAGUCCAGUAAGCACCGGUGUGUCCAAACGGGCUGGAAGACAUUUGGGUUAAAAUUUGGGCUGAACGAUUAGGUCACAAACUGCUGCUUCAACGGCACAUAAAUGACAUGAGCGUUCUGACCCGCUUCACUGAUACAAUACUAGUCAUUCUAAUGCUGCUGGAACAAGGGUUGUGGUUUAAAAAAAAAAAAAA